This is a messenger RNA of Knipowitschia caucasica, 3276 nucleotides long. Lineage: Eukaryota; Metazoa; Chordata; Actinopteri; Gobiiformes; Gobiidae. The record is from the annotation of a GenBank genome assembly.
AUGGAGGUGAAGCAGGAGGUGAUGGAGGUGAAGCUGGAGGUGAUGGAGGUGAAGCAGGAGGUGAUGAAGGUUAAGCAGGAGGUGAUGGAGGAGAAGCAGGAGGUGAUGGAGGUGAAGCAGGAGGUGAUGGAGGUGAAGCAGGAGGUGAAGAAGGAGGUGAUGAAGGUGAAGCAGGAGUUGAUGGAGGUGAAGCAGGAGGUGAUGGAGGUGAUGGAGGUGAAGCAGGAGAUAAUGGAGGUGAAGCAGGAGGUGAUGGAGGUGAUGGAGGUAAAGCAGGAGGUGAUGGAGGUGAAGCAGGAGGUGAUGGAGGUGAAGCAGGAGGUGAUGGAGGUGAAGCAGGCGGUGAUGGAGGUGAAGAAGGAGGUGAUGGAGGUGAAGCAGGAGUUGAUGGAGGUGAAGCAGGAGGUGAUGGAGGUGAUGGAGGUGAAGCAGGAGAUAAUGGAGGUGAAGCAGGAGGUGAUGGAGGUGAAGCAGGAGGUGAUGGAGGUGAAGCAGGAGGUGAUGGAGGUGAAGCAGGAGGGGAUGGAGUUGAUGGAGGUGAAGCAGGAGGUGAUAGAGGAGAAGCAGGAGGUGAUGGAGGUGAAGCAGGAAGUGAUGAAGGUGAAGCAGGAGGUGAUGGAGGUGAAGCAGGAGGUGAUGGAGGUGAAGCUGGAGGUGAAGCAGGAGGUGAUGGAGGUGAAGCAGGAGGUGAUGAAGGUGAUGGAGGUGAAGCAGAAGGUGAUGGAGGUGAAGCAGGAGAUGAUGGAGGUGAAGCAGGAGGUGAUGGAGGUGAAACAGGAGGUGAAGCAGGAGGUGAUGGAGGUGAAGCAGGAGGUGAUGGAGGUGAUGAAGGUGAUGGAGGUGAAGCAGAAGGUGAUGGAGGUGAAGCAGGAGAUGAUGGAGGUGAAGCAGGAGGUGAUGGAGGUGAAACAGGAGGUGAAGCAGGAGGUGAUGGAGGUGAUGGAGGUGAAGCAGGAGGUGAUGGAGGUGAAGCAGGAGGUGAUGGAGGACCAAGAGGCAGGAGCUUCAGGACCAGAUCAAUCCCUGAAACUCUGGAUGAAAAUGGCCGACCUCACAGAGAAACAGAAAAUACCACAAGAAGAAGAAAAGCUGACUCAAGCUUUGCAGGAUCUGAAGUUAAAGCCUGAUUCUCUGGAGUCAGUUAAACUCACAUCUCUCUCAGUUCAGGAGGAUGGAUCCAGAGCUUCUCCAAUGAAGCGCAGUGACAGCUGUUUGUUUUUGCCACCUGACAUGUCUGAGCUGUCUGUAGUUCUUCUGGGAAACAGCAGCAGUCUGAAGAUCACAGCGGGAGACUUACUAUUGGGAGAAACAAAGUUCAGUCUGGAAACUCUCAAUGAUUGUGAAAAACACAGUGGGACAUUUAAGGACAAACCAGUGAAUGUGAUCUCCACUCCAGAACAACUGCUCACUACAACCUCAGAACCAGAACAGAUGAUACAAGAGAUUAAAGAUCAGAGUUGUCCUGGUCCUCAUGUGUUCCUGAUGGUUCUAAAGCCUGAAGACUUCAGUGAGGAAAAGAAAACCAGACUAGAGUCAAUCCUGGAGAGUCUCAGUGAGGAGGCCUUUCAACGGUCACUGGUGCUGAUGUUCACAGAAGAACUAUCCUCUGCGAAGAAAUACAUGAAAGUGCCACAUGUUAAGGACCUGAUCAUCAGAUGUAGAUACAGAUAUAUGUGGAUGGAACACACUUCCUUUGAUCUAUCUCAUCCUGAUUUAGAGUUUAGACGUAAAGAGCUGUUUUCCAGAAUCAGUGACCUGUUGAAGAAGAACCCUGCCGAUGGUCUGGACCCUGAGUGUUCUGAAGGAGACACAGAUGUGACUGAGCAGAAAGUCUCUGUGAACCUGGUGCUGUUUGGAAGCUCAGCUUUGAAGACCUCAGCAGCAGAGUUCAUUGGAAGGCGAGAGGACCUCUGUGCAACCAUCAGCCCAGAACCAUGUGAGGAACACCAGGGGGUUAGGGUUAGAGGGAGUGGGCUGUGUCUGCUGGAGCUGCCAUCUCUGUCUGGAAAACCUCUGGAGACCAUGAUGGAGCAGUGUCUCCACUGCCUCUCCCUCUGUGGUCCUCAGGGCGUCCAUGCCUUCAUCCUGGUGCUACCUCAGGGUCCCCUCACUGACGAGGACAAAGAAGAGCUGUGGAGGCUCCAGGACACACUCAGCCCUAAGGUUCUUCCUUACACUAUGGUUCUGUUCACUGGGGACUCAGACCUCACUGCUCCAGAGAAGGUUCUCUUUGACCAAGGAGACAUCCCAGCUCUAACAGUCGACCUGAAGAACCAGGAGCAGGUCUCUGAGCUGCUGCAGUCUGUGGACACUUUAAUGAAGAAGAACCAACCUCACGGCUUCACCACCGAGACUCUGGUCCGAGGACAGAGUGAGAUCAUACGUGACCAGAAGGGAGAAAGAGAGAAAAGACCAGAAACAGGGGAAGGAGAAUGUUUAAGGAUUACUCUGAUCGGGAAAACUGGAACUGGAAAGAGCUCCUCUGGAAACACCAUUUUGGGAGAAGACAGAUUUUUAACCAAACCAAGUCCAGCUGCAGUCACUAAAGUUUGUCAGAAAGAAGAAACUACAGUUGACGGACGCCGUGUUGUCGUAGUGGACACUCCAGGACUGUUUGAUGAAAACUUGUCUCAUAGUGAGGUGGAUGUGGAGAGGCUGAGGUGUGUGAGUCUGCUGGCUCCUGGACCCCACGUCUUUCUGUUGGUGUUAAAGUUAGACAGAUUCACAGAAGAAGACAUAAAGACUGUUGAACUCAUCAAACAGGAGUUUGGUGAAGGUGUAGGAAAGUUUAUGAUAAUUCUCUUCACACACGGAGAUAAGCUGGAGCGUAGUAACACCUCUAUACAGGAGUUCAUCAAAGAAACCAUUGAACCCUUUAAGCAGCUGCUUGGGCAGUGUGGAGGCAGAUACCAUGUGUUUAACAACUAUAAGAUUAAAAACCGUGAUCAGGUCAAAGAGCUGCUUAACACCAUUGACCUCAUGGUGAAAGAGAAUAAUGGAGAGUGUUACACCAGUGACAUGCUGCUACAGGCUGAAGCAAAUACUAAGAGACAGAUGAUGAGGGAGAAGGAGGAGCUCAGGGAGAAGAUGGAGAGAGAGAAGGAGGAGCUCAGGGAGAAGAUGGAGAGAGAGAAGGAGGGGCUGAUGGAGAAGGUGGAGAAGAUGAAGGAGCUCAGGGAGAAGAUGGAGAGAGAGAAGGAGGAGCUCAGGGAGACGUUGGAGAGAGAGAAGGAGGAGCUGAUGGAGAAGGUGGAGAAGAUGAAGGAGCUGAUGUAG